Molecule: messenger RNA, 1993 nt
Organism: Pangasianodon hypophthalmus (striped catfish)
Lineage: Eukaryota; Metazoa; Chordata; Actinopteri; Siluriformes; Pangasiidae
Gene: serpine1
Product: serpin peptidase inhibitor, clade E (nexin, plasminogen activator inhibitor type 1), member 1
Exons: 9
Coding region: 153-1331 (392 amino acids)
Biological process (GO): negative regulation of endopeptidase activity; negative regulation of vascular wound healing; negative regulation of plasminogen activation
Molecular function (GO): serine-type endopeptidase inhibitor activity
Source: RefSeq, a predicted model, not a curated record
UUCACAACUUCCGUUAGCUUGGGGGCGGAGUUCUGUGUCCUUUAAAUACUGAAGAAAUUUGCUGAGACUCAGCUCAUGCUUGACAGGCAGAUCCAGAAGAACAGUCUGCAAGGUUAACUCAUUGGAAGAGCCUACAAAACCUACUCAGCAGGAUGCAGAGACUGUGUGUACUGGUGAUUCUCACCUUUUGUGGGUCAGCUCUGGGUAACCUCCUACAGAAGCAGCAGACAGAUUUUGGACUACGUGUGUUUUCAGAAGCUGCCCAAUCCCAUCCACAUCAAAAUCUCAUUCUGUCUCCUUAUGGCAUCUCCUCAAUGCUGGGGAUGGCUCAGCUGGGAGCCAAGGGUGCCACUUUUCAGACUCUCAAACAACACAUGGGCUACUCUCUGCGAGAUCGUGGAAUGUCACGUCAACAGAGGCUUCUUCAGAGAGACCUGGCCAGUGAAGAAGGAGUGGAAGUGGCGAGUGCCAUAAUGGUAGACAGGAAGGUAGUCUUGGAGAAAAUCUUCCGACGUAGCCUAUUAAAGGCAUUUCAGAGUGUGCCACACCAGGUGGACUUCAGUCAUCCUGACAGUGCCCUGGAGGUCAUCAACUCCUGGAUGUCAGACAACACUGGAGGCAUGAUCCCAAAUUUCCUACAACCUGGAGUGCUGAGUGACCAGACACGUUUGUUGCUGUUGAAUGCCCUCCACUUCCAUGGGCUUUGGAAGAACCCUUUUGACCCUAGGCUGACUGCAGAGGCGACCUUCCACACAGCUAAUGGCAGUGCAGUGUCAGUGUCAAUGAUGAGAUCAACACAGAAGUUCAACUACGGUGAGUUUGUUACACAGGACGGCAUUGAAUAUGAUGUUAUUGAGGUGCCAUACGCAGGGGACUCACUGAGCAUGCUCAUUGUAUCGUCAUUUGAGAGGGAUGUACCACUUUCUGCCCUAACCGGAGAGCUGAGCAGCAACAAAAUCCAAGAAUGGAGAGAGCAGUUGAGGAAGGUUAACCGAGAGCUGGUGAUUCCCAGGUUUUCCUUAGACACAGAAGUCGAUCUGAAGUCAGCACUGAGUAAACUGGGUCUUGGCAAAAUCUUCAGUCAGACUGAGGCUGAUUUCUCCCGCAUUACUACUGAUGAGCCAUUGUAUGUAUCAAAGAUUUUACAGCGAGUAAAGUUUGAGGUGAAUGAAGAGGGAACCAAAGGAUCUUCUGCUGGAGGUGUCAUCAUCUACUCUCGCAUGGCCAUAACAGAGCAUAUUUUGAACCGUCCAUUCCUCUUCCUUGUACAGCACAAGCCAACAGGUGCUGUGCUAUUCACGGGUCAAGUGAACCAACCUCAGAAUCAUUAGCAAUCCCAGAAGCACAAAGACUAAGAAGAUUACUGUCACUCUCUUCAAAGAAAUUACUACUGAGUCAGUGCAGGUUUGGGAACAAGAUAAAGAAGCAAUAAUCUUACAUGCAACCUGGAGACCACUAGAAGGUGUACUUAAUGUAAGCCUCCAAACAAAAGGAUCAAUAAGUUUGAAGAAGAUUUCCUAAAUUUAAGUCCUUUGUUUGACUGGAAGGUCUCUCAUCACUAACUGGAAAUUAUAUAUCAGUAAAGACAGUAUAGUGUAGUGUGUGUGUGGAGGAAGACAUUGUAAAAACUAUUUGUCAAUGAAGGAAAACACCUGUGUAGUUUAAAACACAACAAAUGUUACUAUUGCUGUAGGAUUAUAUUGGCACUUUUUAAAUACAGACAGAUUUAUAAAAGCCAUUAUCCCAUUUUUAUAAUUAAAAAAGCAGUAUUCUGAAACAAUAUUUUUAACCUGCAAGGACAAGGUGAUGUAUGAAAUUUGCUAGGGAAUAUUUUGAUAUCAUGAUGUUUACUUUACAUAUUAUAUUUAAUGCAAAGUUGUAUUUUUUUUAAGACAUAUAUUUAUUUCUAUAUGAAGACUUUUAUUUGUGUGAAGAUGGCAUAUUUGUACAUGGAGCAUAAUAAACUAUAAUAAACAUACUUUAUAAUGAAAAA